AUGAGCAGAAAUAGGGCUGAUGUUGUCGACCUGACAACCAGAUCAUCGCGGCAAAAUCCCAUCUCUUUAUCCUCCUCCCCGCCUACCGCGUCGAACCCUACAACCUCUUCCAGCCAUGGACAAUUGGCUACUGCUCGCGGUGUUAAGCGUCGCCGUAACUGGAGCGACGAACACGGCGAUCCAGUCGCAUCCUCUUCGGCUAUCUCCGAGGAGCACAUCGAAACAAUCGAUAUGACCGACGACUCAGGCGCAGCCGCACUUGCUCGAACGGUAGCUAAGCAGAGGGAGGAUGCCAUCAAAGCGCAGGCAUCAGCGGAAAGCGAUUCAAACCUCUCCGCUAUACUCGCUUACAAAUGUCCCAUUUGCAUGGAGACGCCUGUGGACGCAACGAGCACCUCAUGCGGUCAUCUCUUUUGUCACAAGUGCAUCAUCGACUGCUUGAAGAUGAGCGAACAAACACGCGGCGGUGACUCUUCGAAACACCACAAGGGGACCUGCCCGGUGUGCCGCACACCGAUUUCGCGAAAGGAGACGCCUGGGAAGUCUAAGAAUCUCAUUCCGCUGUUGUUCCUGACGAAAAAGCGAGGUGAUCUUCCCGUGUCGAGCUCAUAA
Penicillium samsonianum is the source of this 612-nucleotide messenger RNA. RefSeq lists its product as uncharacterized. NCBI's taxonomy places the organism in Eukaryota, Fungi, Ascomycota, Eurotiomycetes, Eurotiales, Aspergillaceae. Bases 1 to 612 code for a protein of 203 amino acids. Gene Ontology annotation, molecular function: metal ion binding. The record is from RefSeq and is a predicted model, not a curated record. The transcript has 2 exons.